UGUUGGUUCGCCAGUGGUUGUGUGUGGACGGACGUAUUUUAUCAAAUAAAAUGGAUAAUGAAACAGCAAUUCGUCUUAUUGAAAUUUAUGGCUCCCAUAGUCCAUUAUGGGACACUAGACGUAAAGAAUAUCACAAUAAUAAUGUGAGAGAAGAUCUAUGGGAUGAAAUAGCAAAAACAUUCGUACAACCAAAAGCAGCUUUAAAAUUGAAAAUGAAAAGUCUUUUGAGUUCUUAUAGAAGGGAGAGAAACAGAGAAAAAACAAGUAAUGUCACCGGUUGUGGUAAGUUUAAUCUUAUUACAUUUUAUAACAGUAGGUACUUAUUAAUAAAUCUCUGGCUGUUUACAUUUUCACUAUACUAAUUCUUAAUUAUCUCUAAACGCGUGGACCGAGUUACAUGAUUCAAACUGAUAAAAUGGUUUUAGACCUAGACCUUUUAUUUGACACCAUAAUCGUUAAGAUAUCUCAACAAACAAAAAAUCUAAUUUUCAAGUUACCCUCGCGAUUAUCCAACAUGUAUGAAAUGCGUAAUUCAAUUCUUUAAUAAGACACAAAAUCAGCUUAUGUUUUAGUUGUUAUAAUGUUCUUUUUUCUGUUGCAGGUAGAAACAAGGCCUAUAAAUCUAAAUGGUUUGCUUAUGAAGCAUUUAGUUUUUUACAUGACAGGAAUAACCCUAUUGAUGCAGUGGAUUGUGGCUCACCCUCAGAGCCGGGUAAUACAGAACAAGCUAUUCCGGUACAAGGCAUUUCAGAACAAGGCACUUCAGAACCAGGAACUUCGGAACCAGGAACUUCGGAACAAGGCACUCGAGACCAAGAUACAAAUACCAAGAAGCCAAGAAAAGAAAUGCCCGCUAACAAGAGGACAUAUCAAGAGUCAGAGUAUGAUGCUGAAAAUCAAAUGAUAGAAGAAGCAUUAGAAGUAAUGCGAAAA
Molecule: messenger RNA, 933 nt
Organism: Plutella xylostella (diamondback moth)
Lineage: Eukaryota; Metazoa; Arthropoda; Insecta; Lepidoptera; Plutellidae
Source: RefSeq, a predicted model, not a curated record